UCUCAGCCUCCUCUUCAUACAAUUUCAACAUUUGCAUCCAAUGCUCAUCAGAUUUUGAUUUUUUUUUUUUUUUUUUUACUUUUAUAAAACUGCUAACUGUUAGUUGACUCAUAGAAUACACAAACCAUUAAUCAGUUACAAAUCAGUUGCAACAGAAAGAUGUUGUGCAGAGGAAACUCGAUAAAAUGCCAAAAGGAAGGAUCAGUUCCAGUAUACCUCAAUGUAUAUGAUCUCACCUCCAUGAACGGUUACGCUUAUUGGCUCGGCCUUGGUGUUUAUCACUCUGGCGUGCAAGUUCAUGGAGUUGAGUACGCGUUCGGAUGUCACGAACAAGAGACGACUGGAAUAUUCGAAGGAGAACCGAAACAAUGUGAAGGAUUUACGUUCAGGAAGCAGAUUCUGAUCGGAUGGACGGAGAAGAAUUUAAAUGAGGUGAGAGGAAUUAUGGAGGAGCUAGCUGAAGAUUACAAAGGAGUUUCAUAUAAUCUCAUUACAAAAAAUUGCAAUCACUUUUGCAAUGAUGUAUGUGUUAGACUCACCAGCAAAUCAAUCCCUAGUUGGAUCAAUCGGCUCGCUAGAAUCGGUUUUUUGUGCAAUUGCAUAAUUCCGGCGAGUAUAAGUUCAACUAAAGUCGGGAUUGAAGAUAACAAAGUGCAUAACGAAGGCGAGACGAGGAAGCUGAGGAGCAUGUCGACGUCGACUUGUAGUUAUUCACCGGAAUCUGAGAAAUCGUCUUCGGUGACAUCGACUGGUGAAACUAGAAGUCAUAGAAUGACAACUUCUCUUCCUCCACCUUCACCUUUGAGUCUAGAUUCUUCUAAAUCAUAACAUGCUAUGAUGUUUAUGUAAUCCAACUUUGAUUUUUUUUUUUUUUUUUGGGUUUUAAUUGAUUUAUGUAAUCAUGAUGUCGUGUUUUGUGAAAUCUGGCGAUGGUGGGAUAUGGAUGUGUCUCCUUUUGCUUAUCAAAGAAGGGUUACGUAAUUAUAAUCCUCUGCUGCAACUGUUUCACCUAACAAGAGUUGAACCUUCAAUACAUUUACGAUUUGUUGAUUCCUAAAAUAAAACUUAUGUAUUGUGUUA
Molecule: messenger RNA, 1080 nt
Organism: Helianthus annuus (common sunflower)
Lineage: Eukaryota; Viridiplantae; Streptophyta; Magnoliopsida; Asterales; Asteraceae
Product: deSI-like protein At4g17486
Exons: 3
Coding region: 160-828 (222 amino acids)
Biological process (GO): protein deubiquitination
Molecular function (GO): deubiquitinase activity
Source: RefSeq, a predicted model, not a curated record